Messenger RNA from Diospyros lotus (date-plum), 1499 nucleotides. Its product is annotated as AT-hook motif nuclear-localized protein 20-like. Bases 1 to 1257 code for a protein of 418 amino acids. The transcript has 3 exons. The record is from RefSeq and is a predicted model, not a curated record. Gene Ontology annotation, molecular function: minor groove of adenine-thymine-rich DNA binding; DNA-binding transcription factor activity. NCBI's taxonomy places the organism in Eukaryota, Viridiplantae, Streptophyta, Magnoliopsida, Ericales, Ebenaceae. Gene Ontology annotation, cellular component: nucleus.
AUGAAGAAGAUUGAAGAAGCCAAACUCAACAGGCAAGCAGAGACAUUGCCCACAACCAGCACCUAUCGUCGCUCCAAGUCUUUAUCUGAGGUUGAACCACUGCUAGCUGCCGCUUUUUGCCGCCAUCGCACAUUGCCUUUCGCUGUUCUGCUAUCGCCUGCAGUGCACUAUCUUUGCUUGCCACCAUUGCACACACCCUAUUGUGCCGCCAUCGCCCGUUGCUGCCUCCCACCACUGCUGUUGUUUGUCGUCGCACACUCACUGUUUUCGCCUGCGUUUUUCCAAUCUGUGAGCUGCAGUGCUUUAUUCUCCCCUUUUCCCUAUAACUUGUGCUUGAUUCUGUCAAGGGUUUUUCGUUUUUUGCAUCUGUUCUUUGUUCUCGAUCUCACCCACUUUGAUCACUUCUCUUCUUGUUGGUGGUGGACCGGACUACCAGGGGGCUUGGCGGGGAUAGAGCCGGCCCCGGCGAGUAGUUCACCGUUGCUGAGCAAACAAGAUCUGGAGAUCUCCAUAAACACAAGGAGCAACGGGAGUACAGGCCGGGAGGACGACGAUGAAGAGAAAGACAACGGAUCAGACGAGCCUAGAGAAGGGGCAGUGGAAGUUGGAACUCGACGGCCCAGAGGCAGGCCGCCGGGAUCCAGGAACAAGCCGAAGCCGCCAAUCUUCGUCACUCGGGACAGCCCCAACGCGCUGCGCAGCCACGUCAUGGAGGUGGCCGGCGGCACCGACGUCGCCGAGUGCAUAGCCCAGUUCGCCCGUCGGCGGCAGAGAGGGGUUUGCGUUCUUAGCGGGAGCGGCUCAGUCACCAACGUGACGCUGCGCCAGCCGGCUGCGGCGAGCGCCGUGGUGGUGCUUCAUGGGAGGUUCGAAAUCCUGUCACUGACCGGCGCUUUCCUGCCGGGGCCGGCUCCGCCUGGCUCUACCGGCCUGACCGUGUAUAUGUCCGGCGGGCAGGGGCAGGUGGUCGGCGGGAGCGUGGUCGGGCCGCUUAUAGCUGCCGGCCCGGUCAUGGUGAUUGCUGCCACGUUUUCUGGUGCUAGUUAUGAGAGAUUGCCGCUGGAGGAGGAAGACGAGGCCCAGGCUCCGCCACCGGAAGGUAGUGGUAGUGGAAGUGGCAGCGGGCAGCAGCACCAGAGCCUGCCCGAUCCACCCUCUUUGUCAAUCUACAAUUUGGCACCUAAUUUCAUGCCUAACGGCGGGCAACUUAGCCAUGAUCACGCUUAUCCUUGGAACCGCGCCCGCCCUCCUUUCUAGGGCACAAGCUCCGCUCACCAAGACGACUCUGGAAUAAUAGUAUUUGUUUUUUACUUAAUUUUACGAAUUAAUCUUAUAAAUCUUCAUAAUAGUAGAAAGAAUGAUCAGCAGCUUCUUCAGUCUUGGAUCCAAUGGGGCUAAAAUCCCUAGUAGUCUAUGUAUAUAAUAUAUAUAAGGCUUCUUGAAGGUUGCCCUUUCCUUUGUGUCAAUUGCAAUAAAGAGAUGGUUUUAUUUCUUUCUAA